CAUCACAGAUGGACUCCACAACCUACAUUGAAACUUUGAAUUCCAUUCACCAUCCUCCACAUGUUAGAUGGUACCCUGUUUAUUGAUAAUUUAAUGGAAGUAGAAGGACUAUUGAAAGGUGCUUAAGUAGGAGUGAGUCAGUGUGGGGUUGGAGGCAAUUGGUUAGUUGAGAGUUGGGAUACCAUGCAGUAAUGGUUGCACCGGCAUGAAGGUUCGGAUGUCAAAACUGUAAGAAUUUUGCAGCUCUCUGAACAUGCUAGGACUGCUAAGCCACGAUGAAAUGUCUUCCUUUCUUAUAGAGAGAGAGAGAGAGAGAGAGAGAGAGAGAGAGAGAGAGAGAGAGAGAGAGAGAGAUCAACCAUAUGCCAUUCAAUGCUACUCUUCCAUUUUAAAGCUAUAAAAGCCAUUCUAGGAAAGCAAAUACUGCAUAUGUAUUCUGGUUUCUAUUCUUCUCCAUUGAAAGUAAGAUGGGGAAGUUAUUCAAGAAUGUUGGAGUGUUUAGCAUAGUUCUGAUUAUUGUUGUAGUGGUGGUCGGGGUAGGGGAAGGGCGGGGAAUUGAGAAAGACAACUUUGCUGAUGGUUUAGGGGGUGGAGGGGGUGGGGGUGCUGGAGGUGGUGGUGGUGGAGGCCUUGGAGGUGGUGCAGGUGCCGGUGGAGGGUUUGGUAAGGGUGGUGGAAUUGGCAUUGGGUCUGGGGGUGGCAUUGGUGGAGGCGGUGGUGCUGGUGGAGGGGGCGGUGCUGGGGGAGGUUUAGGUGGUGGUGCUGGUGGUGGCUUCGGAGGUGGUAAAGGUGGCGGUGUUGGGAUUGGAGGUGGGUCUGGAGGCGGUGCAGGAGGAGGAAUUGGUGGUGGCGGUGGUGCUGGUGGUGGAGGUGGUGUAGGAGGAGGUGCUGGUGGUGGCUUUGGAGGUGGUAAAGGUGGUGGUGCAGGAGGAGGAGUUGGUGGUGGCCGUGGUGCUGGUGCUGGAGAUGGCUUUGGAGGUGGUAAAGGUGGUGGUGUAGGAGGAGGAAUUGGUGGUCGCAGUGGUGCUGGUGCUGGUGCUGGCGGUGGUGCAGGAGGAGGAGUUGGUGGUGGCGGUGGCGCUGGUGGUGGUGCUGGUGGUGGUGCUGGUGGUGGUGCAGGAGGAGGAAUUGGUGGUGGCAGUGGCGGCGGUGCAGGAGGCGGACUUGGUGGAGGUGGUGGUGCUGGCGGAGGUGCUGGUGCAGGUGCAGGUGUUGGUGGAGGUGGCAAAGGUGGUGGUGCUGGUGGAGGUGUUGGAGGUGGCAUUGGAGGGGGGUCUGGUGGUGGUGCAGGAGGUGGAGUUGGCGGUGGUGGCGGUGCUGGUGGUGGUAUUGGUGGAGGAGCUGGUGCUGGUGGAGGAAUUGGUGGUGGCGCUGGUGGUGGUGCUGGAGGUGGCAUUGGAGGAGGAGGAAGAGCUGGUGCUGGUGGAGGAUUUGGGGGUGGAUCAGGUGGAGGAAUUGGUGGCGGCUUUUAGGAAUUGAAAGAGCUAUAUUUUACUCUCAUGUACGAAUGAAUUGCAUAAUUUGCUGGGUAAUCUUGUAGAAUUCCAUGCACGUGCAUGGAGACUUAUUAUAUAUUGCUACCUCUAGCUAGUUUUUUAUGUACGUUUCUAUAUAUAUUACCCAACUGAAAUUUCAAUUGUCACCUCUGGCUAGGUUUUUAUGUACGUUUCUAUAUAUCUAUUACGCCUUCGAUGUCCACACACAGUCUCGUGGGCUUAUUAGGCUUUUGUUGA
Macadamia integrifolia is the source of this 1733-nucleotide messenger RNA. Its product is annotated as glycine-rich cell wall structural protein-like. The transcript is spliced from 2 exons. The record is from RefSeq and is a predicted model, not a curated record. Lineage: Eukaryota; Viridiplantae; Streptophyta; Magnoliopsida; Proteales; Proteaceae. Bases 468 to 1472 code for a protein of 334 amino acids.